Molecule: messenger RNA, 2214 nt
Organism: Lodderomyces jiufengensis
Lineage: Eukaryota; Fungi; Ascomycota; Pichiomycetes; Serinales; Debaryomycetaceae
Exons: 1
Coding region: 1-2214 (737 amino acids)
Biological process (GO): DNA damage checkpoint signaling
Source: RefSeq, a predicted model, not a curated record
AUGACAAGUUCGGAUAAUGAUUUUGAUGAUGAUGAAUAUGAUGAACUUCUACAAGGUUUUUUAACAGGAAGAACACAAUUACCAAUAAAUCAAACUCAAAAUAUCCUGAAAAUUCAAAACACAUCAAUAACACCGUCAACAACAGCUCCAUUAGCAUCACAAUUUUUAGAUAAGGCAUUAAAUGAUGAAAGCCAAUCAAAAUUAUUCCAAGCAGAUGGUGAAAUAGCAACUUUAAAAGCUCAAUUAUUACAAUUACAAAAUGCAAAACGUGAAGAAGUUAAUCAAUUAAAACAAUCAUUAGACGCGUUAAAAAGAAGUAAAGAUUCAGAAACAACUGCGUUAAAUGAUGCUAUUAAUAAAUUGGAAGAUGAUAGAAAAUUUCUAAGGAAUGAGUUAAUUACAACUAAUGCAUUGAAAAAAAGGAAAACAACAAAUGGAUUUUCACAACCAAUAAAUAAUCAUCAACAAAACCGACCGAAAAACGAUAGAGGUAAUGAUUUUAAAACUCGAGAUUUUACUCAAGCAACUCCCAUAAGAGAAUCAUCCUUUAUUGUAAAACCAGCUCAACCAGUUCAAACAAACAUCAAACAGCAAAAUGAUACAUCAUUGUUAAUUGAUCAAUUGUGGAAUUAUUGCAUUGUUGGAAGUCCCAGAAAAUCGUUUGAUUACUUGAGUAAAGUUUGUUUUGAAUUUGAAAUGGAGACACUUUAUGGAUAUAAAAUUAAAAGAAGACAACCUUUGUCAUCAUCAAUUAUUGACAUAUUAAUGAAUAUGAAGGAUUUGAAAUUAGAGUUAUUCAUUGAAAAAAUUACAUCAUUAAUAUUUGAUAUCAUUACACAAGCACUGGCUAAGAAAUUUGUAGUAUCAAUUCCAUUUUUAAUAUCAUUAAUAUAUUGUGCCAUAAGUUUCCGACCUAAUUCGGUGACAAAAAAAAUCAUUAUAAAGUUGAUUCAAAAUUUUGCUGAAUUAGCAAAAAGAUAUUUAUUUCUACUCAAUCCGAAUUUGGAGGAGGAAGUUGAUUUUGAGGAUUAUCAUGACGUUCCAGAUCAAGUUGUUGCUAUUGAAAAGUAUAUUUUAAUCAUUUCAUUAGAUUUGAUUGAAAAAUUAGUGUCCAUCGCUUCAAUAUAUGAUGCUGAAUUUAUCAAGAAAGUUUGGCUGAGCAAUGUGAUACCAACCAAUUUAAUUAAGACCUGUUUACCUCAAAAUGGAGAAAGAUUUAAAACUGUUGCACAAGUAAAUGUAAUUUUCAAUAUAGUGGAAAUGUUAAAUUAUUCUUUAACUGAAGAUACAUUUGGAUUUAAUGAUUCAGUUUCUGAUGUAACUAUGAUUUUGUCAUUAAUGAAUAUUUUCUCACUAGAUAUACCAAUAAAAGAAGGUCUCAAAUUUUAUGGAUUAAACAGACUUAUUGGAAAUAACUUUGACAUGAGAUUAAUUGAUGCAACCAUUCCAAUUGAACAUGAUAAAUUAAAUAAUUACUUAAUAGUUAUUCCUCAACCAAUUUAUAAAAUUUCAAAGCAAAAUCCUCCAAAAAAGGAUCUAAACUUUAAUGAUGAAAAUCACAUACUAAAUUUGAAAAUCAGAGUUACUGAAUUAUUAAUUUCCAUAAUUAUUACAAAACAGACAGUUGAAUUUUUAUACGAUAAAGAAUAUUUCAAAUCAUUUAUACGAAUUAUAUCGAUUGAACAAAUUCAUAUUUCAAAAAAUCCGAGAUCUCAAUUAAUUCAUCAUAGAGUCCAAUUAAUAGCUUUAAUUGUUAAAAUUUUGAACUAUUUAACUCAAGAUCUACAUGAAGCUAGUGAUUUGGUUUAUAGUGAAACAUUGUAUGAGUUAUAUGUUGUUUUACUGAGAAUUGCAUUCGGUUCAGAUUCAUUAUCAAUUGAAGCUCAUAAAUUAUUAAGUAAAAUUCGAUCAAAAGGUUAUCAAAAUCCAGUAUUCAACAAAACUUGUGAGACACAAGCUAGAUUGUUGAACCAUUUAACUGUAAGAGAUUUUGAAGAUGGAAAAUUAAUAGCUAAUAUAGAGAGUGAUUAUGCCAACGGAUUUGAAUUUCCAUAUGAUUCGGAAACUGUCGAAUUGUCGAGAGAUAUUUUAAACAGAUUUGUUAAUCAAGAAGAAGCUGAUAAUUUGUAUUUUAACAUGAAUUAUGAAUCUGAUGAUGAAGAAAAUAGUAACGUAAUGCCAAAUAAUGAUAGUGACGAAGAGAUGAACUUGUAA